Mustela erminea (ermine) is the source of this 1816-nucleotide messenger RNA. RefSeq names its product biglycan (gene BGN). The coding region runs from base 184 to 1293 and encodes 369 amino acids. The transcript is spliced from 8 exons. Gene Ontology annotation, molecular function: protein binding. The record is from RefSeq and is a predicted model, not a curated record. Lineage: Eukaryota; Metazoa; Chordata; Mammalia; Carnivora; Mustelidae.
CCGCCCAGCCUUUAGCCUCCCUCCCACCGCCUCUGUCUCCCUCUCUCCACAAACUGCCCCGGAGUGAGCAGCCGCUCUCGGAGGGCCCAACAGAGACGGACAGACGCACUGACUGCCCGACACCCAAGCCUGCCAACUAGCCAGCUUGUGCCCGGCCGCUUGUCCUCCCCAGGCACGCCCACCAUGCUGCCCCUGUGGCUCCUGGCAUCCUUGCUGGCCGUGAGCCAGACCCUGCCCUUCGAGCAGAAGGGUUUCUGGGACUUCACCCUGGAUGAUGGGCUGCCCAUGCUGAAUGAUGAGGAGGCUUCAGGUGCUGAGACCACGUCAGGGGUCCCGGACCUGGACGCCCUCACGCCCACCUUCAGCGCCAUGUGUCCCUUCGGCUGCCACUGCCACCUGCGGGUUGUUCAGUGCUCUGACCUGGGUCUGAAGGCUGUGCCCAAGGAGAUCUCACCCGACACGACGCUGCUGGACCUGCAGAACAAUGACAUCUCCGAACUUCGCAGGGAUGAUUUCAAAGGCCUCCAGCACCUCUAUGCUCUCGUCCUAGUGAACAACAAGAUCUCCAAGAUCCACGAGAAGGCCUUCGGCCCCCUGCGGAAGCUGCAGAAGCUCUACAUCUCCAAGAACCACCUGGUGGAGAUCCCUCCCAACCUGCCCAGCUCCCUGGUGGAGCUCCGGAUCCAUGACAACCGCAUCCGCAAGGUUCCCAAGGGCGUGUUCAGCGGGCUGCGCCACAUGAACUGCAUAGAGAUGGGCGGGAACCCCCUGGAAAACAGUGGCUUUGAGCCCGGAGCCUUCGAUGGUCUAAAACUCAACUAUCUUCGCAUCUCUGAGGCCAAGCUCACCGGCAUCCCCAAAGACCUCCCCGAGACCCUGAAUGAGCUGCAUCUGGACCACAACAGAAUCCAGGCCAUCGAGUUGGAGGAUCUGCUCCGAUACUCCAAGCUGUACAGGUUGGGCCUGGGCCACAACCAGAUCCGCAUGAUCGAGAACGGCAGCCUAAGCUUCCUGCCCACCCUGCGGGAGCUGCACUUGGACAACAACAAGCUGUCCAAGGUGCCCUCUGGACUUCCGGACCUCAAGCUCCUCCAGGUGGUCUAUCUGCACACCAACAACAUCACCAAGGUGGGCGUCAAUGACUUCUGCCCCGUGGGCUUCGGAGUCAAGCGGGCCUACUACAAUGGCAUCAGCCUCUUCAAUAACCCUGUGCCCUACUGGGAGGUGCAGCCGGCCACUUUCCGCUGCGUCACUGACCGCCUGGCCAUCCAGUUCGGCAACUACAAAAAGUAGGAGCAGCCAGCAGCCGCCGUGGUAGCCUGGGCGGGGUCUCUAGAGAGCCCAGCGGACAUCCUGACGGGGAGGGCAGAGCGAAGGAGCAAAGCCAGUGCCCAGCUGCACCCACUCCAGCCCCGCCCUCGAUCCUGGACCCCAGCUCGCUGCCUCCCAAUGCCCUUAUCCUGGCUCCCAAGCAUGCAGAUGGGGCACGAGACCCAGCCUCCAUCAUAUGUCUCCGGCUUCAGAGCUGUCCCUGCCCCCGCACCCCCAGCAUAGCCACUCAGAGGCACCCUCAUAAAGCUCUCUUCCCACUCACCAUGAAAUCAAACUGCCCGAGGCUCCAGCCCAAGAGAAACGGGCCCUGGGUCAAGGGGCCGGGAAGGGGCUAACAAGGAUGGAGACAGCCCACCCCACCCGCCUGGGACACAAUCCUCCUCGUGUACUUGCAGCUUCCAGCCAUCCUUGGCCUGGCCUGCUACCCUGGGCCUCCCAUGCACCCCCCAACCCUUCUGCAAGACCAUGGCCCAUUCAUCCAGGC